Messenger RNA from Linnemannia hyalina, 1428 nucleotides. The record is from the annotation of a GenBank genome assembly. NCBI's taxonomy places the organism in Eukaryota, Fungi, Mortierellomycota, Mortierellomycetes, Mortierellales, Mortierellaceae.
AUGACACAGAAGCACCCAAACGUCCAAGCCAUACGAGCCGUCUCCAGAACCAGUCGCCCCUCAACCCCAAACUCAGACGAUAUCAUCUACAUCCAGGUCUACACCGACCCGGAAACCAAGAACCAGUUCGUCCUCUGGGACGAUAUCCGACAAGUCUUUGGUGACGCCCUUCAUGUCCGACACCAGGCCAAGGCGCUUCCCUUUCUGAAAGGCGCGGACUAUCACCCGUUGAAGCCGUUUCGGAUUGCCGCGGUACCGAAUGUUGUGCUGGAUGUACAUGUGAGCGAGCAAAAGGCUUCUUCUGCCACGCAGGCAGAAGUCUCUCCUCCUCUUCCUGCUAUUGCUUCUGCACCUGCACCGCAACAACCAUCGGGACUGGACCAGAUUUGUCAACAUGCAUCGCACUAUCCGAAAUACGACCCUCUCACAGCUCUGCAGUCCAACCCCGCACCUCAACCACUGGCUCCAACUCAACAGCCAUCUGUCGUGACGCCAGUUCACGUCCUCAACAACAAUAAUAAGGAAGCCUCCCUCAAGCAUGUGGAAGAGGCGACCAAGAGAAGCACUAAAGCGGCCCAUGUGGAUUUGGAACAGUUGAACGAGCGGGGCGAUACUUCUCCAGAGGAUCACAAGAAGGUGGUGGAGUGUUACCUGAUGAACAGUCAUCGGGGUCUUACCAAGGCGUUGAUCAGCGUGGGCGAUUUGUUAUUUGAGGGUCAAGGAGUUACGCAGGAUAAGAAGGCUGCCCUUGGAUGGUAUCUCAAGGCUGCCUCUCAAGGGGAUACCUUUGCCCAAGCCAAGGUUGAUGCACUCUUAUUUAAGAGUAGUCGCGACGAGGUUCGGACAAGUGAUCGUCUUGGAGAUGCGUUCGAGAACAGUUCAGUAUGCACAGAGGAUACGUUGACGACGCGCGUGGUCGACGAUGCCAGCACUGCCACGAGGGAUUCAGGAGAGGAGAGAGACGUUAUGAUAGAAUCCAUUGCCUCCUUGACAAUCGUCGACCAACAGGACGACGACGACGAGCUACCACCAUACGAUUAUCAUCCAACCACGCAACCCCAACGCCCUCAACAACCCCGAUCCACCUUCUCGACCUACUUUGAAAGCGACACCAUCUCCAUCGUGAUCUGCGACGCCAAAGAAGGAAACAAGGACGCCCAAUUUGCACUCGGAGAGCGAUACAGGCUUGGGAAAGGUGUUCUACAGGACGAUAAAGUGGCGUUGGAUUGGAUCUUGAAGGCUGCUCAACAGGGGGAUGGGGCGGCGCAGUAUCAGGCGGGGCAGAUGUAUGAAGAAGGGUUGGGGACGGGGACAGGGAAAGAUUUGAAUAUGGGGUUGGCUGCGGCUUGGUAUCGCAAGGCUGCUGAGGGGUGUGUUGCGGAUGCGCAGGAGCGGUAUAUGCGGUUGAGGGAUAUGGGGUAUAGAUGA